AUGUACAAGCUGGCACUCGUUUUUCUGUUCACAAUACAUUUAAUUACACUUUCUGCGGAGGAAUGCGAAUUGGAAAGUGACGAUAGUCUAUGGGAGGAUCCGAAUGUUGCCUGCAGCUCCUUCUGCUUCAAGGCCUUAAAGCCUAUGCUUCGAUAUGUGGCAGACAAUCAUAAGAAGUGGAACGACAAUGAGGGCGAACUUCAGGCCAAAAUAGAGGCGAUGGAUACCAAACUAUCGUCUUUUCUGAGUUCUCAAAAAAAGCAUGAAGAAAAAAUUGAUAAUUUGGAAAACCUACUCAAAAAAGCUAUAAUAAAAAGUGAAGAAAAUAUCAAAAAGGAAGAACCAUUAACAGAAGUAAAGAGUAACACGAUUAACGAAACAACUUCCCAGAGGAUCGGAUCAAAAAAUUCAUAUUUCGAGGAAAAAAUUAGACUGACUUGGCAGGAAGCAUCAAAAUCCUGCCAUUCGAAGGGUAGUACUCUGCUAACUCUCGAAACCAAGGAGGAACUGCAACAUAUAUUUCCGAAAAUAAAGUCAAUGGAGUACUGGAUCGGAUUGAAUAAAAACGAACAAAAUAUCCUUUGCGCUAGCCUAACAAAAUAUGGACGUCUUCCCAUUCGAUUGAGUUCAAUCUGCGCAGAAAAACACUUUUUUAUUUGUCAAGAUACCAUUACAUAAUAAAUCAAACCACCAAUAAAAAUAAAUGUAAUUUAA
Messenger RNA from Drosophila ananassae, 714 nucleotides. RefSeq names its product accessory gland protein Acp29AB. The record is from RefSeq and is a predicted model, not a curated record. The transcript has a single exon. Bases 1 to 678 code for a protein of 225 amino acids. Lineage: Eukaryota; Metazoa; Arthropoda; Insecta; Diptera; Drosophilidae.